Molecule: messenger RNA, 675 nt
Organism: Aspergillus calidoustus
Lineage: Eukaryota; Fungi; Ascomycota; Eurotiomycetes; Eurotiales; Aspergillaceae
Source: the annotation of a GenBank genome assembly
AUGGGCCUCAUAACUCGCACACUAAAGCUCGGCACAUACACGGGCCUGGCCUCGGUCGGCGCCUUCUUCUGGUACACGCGCAACGACCGCUUCGUGCCCAUGUCGGCCACAGACCCGAUCUUCGCGCACGCCCUGCACCAAAGGUUCAAUCCGCAGAAGAACCCGACGACGCACGACCUGUGUAUUCGCCGCGUGCCGCUGUCCGAUAUCAACCCGAGUCUGCUCGAGAAGAAGGGGAAGCUUGUUGAGGCGUUUUGUGCGGGGCUUUGGAGUGGGUGGGGAUACGCCUUCCAGCGCGCAUACCUCUCCUCGAAAUACGAAGACCCGUCUACAGCCUCACACCUCUGGACGCGCGAAUCCCUCCGGAACAGCUCCUACGACGUCGGUACUCUGAUAACCGACCAUUUUGAAGUCGUCGAAAAGACCCCCGAGCGCAUCGUUGUGCGCUGCGGCGACUCUCCGCGCCGACAAGACGUACGAGCCUCCGACGGCCUCUUCGAGAUGUCCGCCGUUGUGAAACCGGAGGAAGGUGUGGCCGAAUUUGGGCUGAAGAGUUGCUUCUAUCAGGGGCUGGGCAAGGCUGAGACGAAGCCUAUGCCGCCGCAUAUCGAGUGGUUGCACAGGCAGUAUACGAAGCUGUGGUUGGAGACUGCGUUGAGGAAGGUUUUGAGGUAG